Dioscorea cayenensis subsp. rotundata (Guinea yam) is the source of this 819-nucleotide messenger RNA. RefSeq names its product E3 ubiquitin-protein ligase SINA-like 1. Lineage: Eukaryota; Viridiplantae; Streptophyta; Magnoliopsida; Dioscoreales; Dioscoreaceae. Gene Ontology annotation, molecular function: zinc ion binding. The record is from RefSeq and is a predicted model, not a curated record. The coding region runs from base 1 to 819 and encodes 272 amino acids. The transcript has 2 exons.
AUGGCGAGGCCCUCUAGCACCAAGAGGAAGGAAGUGGCUAAAACUCAAGAGGAGAAAUCCAAAAGGCCAAAGGAUGAUGAGGUAUCCAGAGGAAUGCUUGUUCGGAUUGAAGCUGAUGCGUUUGAUUGUCCUAUCUGUUUUGAAGCUCUGUAUCCUCCAAUCUACCAGUGUCCGAAUGGGCAUUUGAUGUGCUCAAAAUGCACUGUUAAGCUUACUGGGAAAUGUCCAUCUUGUUCUCAAAUUAUUGGGCUGAUACGCUGUUUGGCAUUAGAAAAAAUCAUUGAAACAAUGGAAAUAAGUUGCUCAAAUGCCGGAUGUGAUGAAACUCUGGUGUACAUAGACAGAGCAUCCCAUCAGAAGUCAUGCAGUUAUGCACAAUGCUCUUGCCCUGUUUGCUCAUUCCAAGGCUGUGUGACAACUCUAUCUCAGCAUUUUGUAGACACACACAAAUUUUCUGCAGUUAAAUUCAAAUAUGAAUCUUGUUUUGGUAUUCAUGUUACUGGUGAGGGACGUCGCAUUCUUAUUUCUCCUGAUAAUCGUUUGUUCCUCCUGCUGAUUAAUAGAGAUGUAACUGAAGGGACUGCACUCUCAGUUGUUGGCAUCUGUCCUGCUGCUAAAGAGUAUCAAUUUACAUAUGAACUUUCAGUUGACAUGUUUUCUACUCAUCUUGAGCUAAGAGCAGCUGGAGCAAUGACUUGUGAAUGGAAGGGUGUUCAUCCCAAAACUUAUCUUUUUGUUCCUGAUGAUGCAUUUCCUUUACCCAAGUUACAAAUCUUUGUGACCAUCAAGAAAAACAAUGUGUGUCCAGGACCAGGCUGA